Molecule: messenger RNA, 2280 nt
Organism: Amoebophrya sp. A25
Lineage: Eukaryota; Dinophyceae; Syndiniales; Amoebophryaceae
Source: the annotation of a GenBank genome assembly
UUUUUUACAGAGCACGACAGAGACAGACCACUUGCGGUAGUGGCUGUGUGAGAAGAAAGAUGGUUCUUCAACAACAGGAGGAGGCGCCUUAGGCUUUCGCACCUACUACACCUCCAAGCAGCGGAUGAAAAUGAACCUUUUGCACGCAUCCGCAACGCGGUCCUCGUGGCGUGAGGAUUUCGGGCGGGCAUUGCACUACCCUUCCGCCUCGAUCGAAGGAAAUCCGCAUUGUUGGCAGUCUUUGGCUUCAUCGUCCAGCACUUCACCGAACUAUGGGUCAACAACAACUGGAUCUAGCAGGUUUUCACAGACUGUGACAACGAGUGUCGGUCUUCUUACCGACGGUCAUCCACGAACAGAGGAUGAACUAGACGGGCGAAGCUACUCUCGCCUACUAGGACCAAGGCGGAUGCCAUACCGUAGAAGGAAAGAAGAAACGAAAUCAACAUUACAUUGGGGUCAAAGAAAACUCUUCUUGGCAGAACUGGAGUUUCUCCUGGAUGUCUGCUUCCCCACUGAUGAGCACGGCAGCGGUGAAGGAGCAGUCAACGAUCAAAGAUAUGCUCCUGCUGUCGAUUCCGACCAACUUCUGGAAGCAGAAGGAAAUGAAGAUGUCUCACGCGCACGCCCUGUUUUGCUGCCAAACAUUAUCCUCCCGAGAUCUCCCGUGUUGCAGAAAAGACCAGCAAGCCAGAACAAAUUCGUUGUAUACUAUAUGGGCGCAGCGCCGGGCGUGCACUUGCCUGUCUUAGCGCGCUGGUUCGAGCGCAGUGUGCGCUUCGUGUUGUACGACCCUCGUGAUUUUCAUUUUCAACAGGAAAGACAAGCACAAGACCAAGCCGAAGAAGAAGGUUCAUCAAGGACGUCAUGGUGUGAGAACAUAGAGGUGCGGCAGCGCUUGUUUGAUCUCGAAGCAGAAAAAACCGUUCUAGAGCAAGACAGAGCCCGAUGGCCUGGUUCGCCGGUUUUACUCAUAUCCGACAUCCGUUCGGCAGACCCCCUUGAUUUCGGCAGUCCAGAGAGCUUUGAGAUGGAGGAUAGCCGCAGCAGUAGAGUGCCCACAGGCAGAGGAUUCUUUGACCGGCCGCAUGUUCAAAACAGGCCUGAGGACUGGGGUGAAAGCCAACAAAUGGAACACGAAGAGCGUCAGAACAUGAACAAGUACAAUAAAGUAGAUAAAGAACCGAAGAAAAAUUUCGACGAUUAUCUGCUUGAAGACCUACGUGCGCAAGAGUCUUGGGUAGCGGCUUUGCGACCCAGAUUGGCGAUGCUGAAACUCCGAUUUCCGUACUCCAAAGGUAGCUUAGAAUAUGUGGAUGGGGAAAUCAGACUGCCCAUUUUCGCACCUCAGACAUCCACAGAGUGUCGUCUUGUCACUCAUGCUGACGCGGGAAGGCGCGUUUACGACUUCGAGGAUUAUGGGGAACGCAUGUUUUGUUUUAAUACGGUAGAACGAGUCCGCGUCUACGAGAAUUUCUGCGAUCGCUUAACGGAACACGCCAAACAAGUGUGUGUUGGAGGUGCUCUCCUGUGCAACUCCGGGAAUCACCUGUGUCGUGAAGAGGAAAAUUAUGGGAUGGAAAGUUUUCGCCAGCAAGCAUUAAAACUUGGGAUGGACAAUUGCUACGACUGUACAACAGAAAAGCGGCUCUUGUGGAGAGUAAUUGCUGCUUUGGGCGUGCUGGAUAGUGCUUCGGGAAAGAAGCAUACAGUUUCUGAAAGUUCUUCUGCUUUGUCGAACAAGAAUAGUAAUGUCACCGUGCACGAAUUUGACGCGUUGUUGAGACUAUUCUGGCGAUUGCAUGGGGAAAUAACAGCAAGCUGUGGCGCUGCGUCUGGUAGGACCAUGCUAAGUGUGCUGACCUCCCCAAAUGAGGCACACACACGUGCUGCACAAAACAAAGCUUCUACUUCUCAGGGACCGAAAAGCAUCGCUGCAAGGUCCAGCAUAAACAAAAGAAAUCCACCGUGUGGUCAAACUGACCUUCGCAUCGUUAUGAAGAAAGGCGACGUGAAAAACCAAGAGGUCAAGAAAUCUUCAACAAAAACCAAGCGAGGCGGCCACGGUAGAAAUCUGAUUCGAAAUUUGCUCACCGCUGCUGCUACAAAGCAAACCACUACAAUCCAUGUCCCACAAGUUUAGACGACCUCAUUGUCUAAGUUCACCUCUCCUUUUCCCAAAUUUUCGAAAUCAAAGUAUUGAGACUGAAAAAUAUAAGUUGUAGGUGAUGACUGUGACCCUUACAACUAGUCCAAGAUUAUAACCAAACGUGACCGGCU